AUGACGCUAAUGUUUUUGGAAGAGCUAUUAAGACAGGCAACUGUAUUGCUUGUGGAUUGGACACUCCCGAAGAUAAAGCAGGUUCCGAAUUUGAAGGUUCUUCAAUUACCAACCGCCGGCUCCGAUCAUGUAGUAGGGCAGCCUUUGUGUACCGACACGAAGAUUAUCUUUUGCACGGGUAGUGGAAUUUACAGUACCAAGGUCGCCGAGCUCGUCUUCCUAACCCUCCUUUCAAUCCGCAAUUCCUUCAACCAAUUACUCUCUCAGCAGCGCUCCCACAUCUGGGACUACGGCAAAUAUCCCCGUCCAGGGGACCUUGUAGGCACCACAAUCGGGAUCCUCGGAUAUGGGUCAAUCGGCAGACAAGUUGCUCGAGUCGCCAGCGGGUUAGGAAUGAAGAUACACGCAUACACUGCGUCCCCGCGACAAACGCCAGAAUCCAGGGCUGAUCGAGGGUACAUUCUCCCAGGGACCGGAGAUCAGAAGGGCGAAUUACCAGACGCAUGGUUUUCGGGCACGGACAAGCCCAGCUUACACACUUUCUUAUCUGGAGUAGACGUACUCGUCUGUUCACUACCACUCACCAACUCGACAAGACACAUACUGUCCACCACCGAAUUCGAAAUACUCGGUAAGAGAAAGGCCCACGUCAUCAAUGUGUCCCGCGGGGGGGUUAUCGACCAUAAUGCGUUGACUAGGGCUUUGAAAGAGGGCUUAUUGGGUGGGGCUUCAUUGGACGUUACAGAGCCAGAACCCUUACCCGCGGAUAGUGAGCUUUGGGAUAUGAGGAAUGUAGUCAUCACUCCGCAUAUAGGUGGACAUGGUAAAGAUUAUUUUACGAGGGUUGUAGAUCUGUUUGAAGCGAAUCUUUACAGGUUGAGUGCUGGCGAGAGCAUGUUUAACGUUGUCGAGAGGGAGAGAGGAUAUUAG
Tuber melanosporum (Perigord truffle) is the source of this 930-nucleotide messenger RNA. RefSeq lists its product as uncharacterized. Gene Ontology annotation, molecular function: NAD binding. The record is from RefSeq and is a predicted model, not a curated record. The coding region runs from base 1 to 930 and encodes 309 amino acids. The transcript has 2 exons. NCBI's taxonomy places the organism in Eukaryota, Fungi, Ascomycota, Pezizomycetes, Pezizales, Tuberaceae.